CAGUGCUUCGACGAUCUCCUCAUUCCCAAGGAUCACGUCAGCCGUCGACCAUCCGACACCUACUACCUCGACCAGGAUCGCCUCCUCCGCACCCACACCAGCGCACACCAGACCGAGCUCCUCCGGGGAGGGAGCAGAAAAUUUCUCUGCACUGGCGAUGUUUACAGACGCGAUGAGAUUGACGCUUCUCACUACCCUGCGUUUCAUCAAAUGGAGGGAGUGAAGAUCUUGAAAGAAUGCACUGGCAUGGAGGAUCGCAGCGAGCAGUGGGUCAAGAUGUGCUCUGAAGACCUCAAGGACCAUCUCGAAGGCAUGGUUGACGCCAUUUUCGGACCGGUGGAGAAGCGUUGGGUUGAUGCUUACUUCCCCUUCACGGAGCCUUCCUACGAGCUCGAGAUCUUCUACCAGGACAAGUGGCUGGAAGUUCUCGGCUGCGGCGUCAUCCAGCAGCAGAUCCUCGACGGCUGCGAGAUGAAGGAUGCGCACGGGUGGGCCUUCGGUCUCGGUCUUGAGCGUCUCGCCAUGGUGCUCUUUGACAUCCCGGACAUCCGACUCUUCUGGACUGAAGACGAACGAUUUUUGAAACAAUUCAAGGAUGGAGUGAUCACAAAGUUCCAACCUUUCUCUAAGUAUCCUCCUUGCUACAAGGACGUGUCUUUCUGGCUUCCUGGGGACUGGCAGGAGAACAACUUCUUCGAGCUCGUGAGAAACAUCGCCGGUGACAUUGUGGAGAGCGUGGAGUUGGUUGACAAGUUCGACAACCCCAAGAAGGGAAAGACCUCCCACUGUUAUCGCAUAAACUACAGGGCCAUGGAUCGAUCGUUGACCAACGAGGAGGUGGACAAGAUCCAGGAGCAAGUGCGAGAGCUCGUGGCGAAGAAGCUCAACGUCGAGCUGCGAUAG
Guillardia theta CCMP2712 is the source of this 903-nucleotide messenger RNA. RefSeq lists its product as hypothetical. The annotation marks the transcript as partial. Gene Ontology annotation, molecular function: tRNA binding; ATP binding; phenylalanine-tRNA ligase activity. The transcript has 14 exons. Gene Ontology annotation, cellular component: cytoplasm; mitochondrion. The record is from RefSeq and is a predicted model, not a curated record. NCBI's taxonomy places the organism in Eukaryota, Cryptophyceae, Pyrenomonadales, Geminigeraceae. Gene Ontology annotation, biological process: phenylalanyl-tRNA aminoacylation.